AUGUCGCACAUGGGCUAUAUUCACAUAUCAUUGAUUGGCAACAAGAACAACAGGUUUUGGUCAACCGGAGCCAACUCCGAAACGGAAGCAGAAACAGAUAACAAAGCCGACGGAGACUAUGAUAAAGUCCGAAAAGAGAAAAAAAAUGUCAUGUUACACAUACUGGAUUUCGUGAAAAACGAUUACGAGAUAGAGAUUAUGUUCGAAUCGAAAUUAGACAACCAUGAGCGCAGGAAGAUACAUAAUAUUGUUGACAAGAUUGGAAAUGCUGAUACUAUACUUGCUACAGCGGACGUUACUGUUCCUAACAUUGACAUUUUUAAUGAUAUAAUCAAGUAUAAUAAUUAUAUUUUGAGGACUGAAAGUGAAGGUGUGGUGCCGAACCGUACUCUCUGCAUUUAUAAAGAACCACCUGCCCACAUGUAUGUGGUAACACAUCAUGACUUACGAUACGAACCAGAAAAACCAGCUAAAGCAAACAAACCAAAUACAGAAUUAAAUGUUCUAGCAAACGAAUCAAAUGAACAAACCCAUCAUAAAAAUGAGAUAAAAGAAGUCAAUGAAACCAAAAUGGAUGAGGAUAAUAAAAUAAUAUUGGUAGGUAGUGAAAGUUCCUGUGAUUUACAUGAAGGUGAAGGAGAAAAUAAUACAAAAUCAGCUAACGGUCAUAAGGAAAAUGAAGUUUUAUCUGAAAAUGUAGCAUUAAACAAAGAAACAACCGACGUUCAUGGAGAAAAUAACAUAAUCAAAAGUAAAAAAAAUAAAUCAUAUCAUAUUACAAAAAAGGGAGUUAUUAAAUACAGAAUGACUAAGGUCAAAGUGGAUUCUAAACCUUUAAUGGCUGAUAAGAAAAGCAAAUUUCGUAAAGUGACAACGGAAGUAUUGGCAAGAGAGAAGAAUCCCUUUCUAAAAAGUAUAAUGAGUGUCCAAAAAUGUGACAGUAACCUAUUGACCAAAACGGAUUUGAAGAAUCAAAUAUUAGAAUAUUUCAGGGAGUUUACUAGUGAAAAAUUGUAUACGGAGUUCAAAUUUCUAGGGUCCUUUGAUGAGGUAGAAGCUGAAGCUAUCAAUGAAUUCAUAAAAAACUUGUGGAUGUGUAUAACCGACGGUGAUUAUUUGAAUGAUGAAAUUCUUUGUAUUAUGAAGGAUGCAGAAUGUGGAUUCGCUAUUGGAAUGCAUAACAAUGGUAGUGCAUUGUAAGUGUUUUAUGGUUGAUAUUGAUUCCCAUAUUUUAUAUAAAUAAAUUUUCAUUGUUGUAGGGGUUUAACAAUAUUUACCAAUAAUAAU
Molecule: messenger RNA, 1287 nt
Organism: Diatraea saccharalis (sugarcane borer)
Lineage: Eukaryota; Metazoa; Arthropoda; Insecta; Lepidoptera; Crambidae
Source: the annotation of a GenBank genome assembly